GUUGUUUCUUCGAUUGAACAACAAAGCCUUCACUUCAGAAAUAUCUCCUCGCUUCGGGUCUUUCGUAGCCCCCCCCGUGUCACGGAGAAUAAGGCAAUGCCCGCGCCAAUCGACAGUUCAGCUGUUGCUGACGAGAUCCAACAAGUUUCUCUUGGCGACAAUGUUGUUCAACCCGGCAAGCAGAAUAUCGAGGAUAACAGUGGGACUAUUGGACAGACUGCUGCCCCUCUGGCUGCUAGAGUCCAAACACUUCUGAAGGGGGGACGUGAGAACAAGGUCCCCAAGGUUCCUCAGGAGGCUCGCAGCAAUAGUGGUGAUAGUGGCACAAACAGUGUUCGCUCUUUCGACGCAACGCCGGACCUUACCCAUGAUCAAGCUGGAUCUCGCUCUUCAGCCUAUGAAAGCCAAUCUGACAUCAACACCCCGCUAGAUGGCUCAGUCACUCAAAAUAACAGCUACUUCCCCGCUGACCCCCGCCUGGUACGCAUACGAUUGGACCAAAUAAAGCGAGCUUCGGGCCAGAACGCAACGCCCACCGAAUCCAGCGCAGACGACAACUCAGUCAAUACAUCCAGCCGUGCCGUCUCUCGCCCCGACUCAGUCGACGAAAGCCAGGUGCCAGGACAGGAUGAAGCUCUUGUCGGCCGCCCAGUCAGUCGACGCUGGAGUAUCACCGCAAGCGAUACCAACAAUGAGAACUCUGACAAGGCGGCUCGCGCUUCAUUAAGACGCUCUAUUUCUUCCUCCCAGCUGAACGCAACUGCUGCCGCUGCUGCCGCCGCAACAAGCACAGAGUCCGACCAUCAUGACUGGUUCGCAGACACCGCCCGUCCGAAGGCCUUGGUGGCUCCGUCAGCAGGCCCUGCUCCAGUUGUGCCUGGCUCGACUCCGCAUCAACAAGAGGGACCCAUCGAUAUUGAAGACCCCGAGAGUGCGUCCGCCGGCGCAGCAGUCACGGUAGAUGAAGUUGCUACACCGGCACAGACUAAGGGCAACUACUGGCCUCGCUUCAAGGCGUGGUAUAGACGUGUAUACUGCCCUACGGAGUCGCCGCCGCUCGUCUUGCCCACAGCACCAACCGACGCCGAGAAAGUCCUAUAUCUCAAGACAAACCGUCUCGGUCUGCAUGGAAUCGGUGUGUUGGCGUUCUGCAGUCUUUCUGCUGGUAUGUGGCUGUUCGUCCUCUCAUCGGUUGCUUUCUACUGGUUUGGUGCAUUCGUCGCUUUCCUCCAGCUCUACAUGAUCGUCUCCUACCUGACCUCAGUCUGUGGAGGCGAGUUCAACAUGGAAGAGCACAACAAGAUCCUGGCCGAGAACCCCAUCGACCCCGUCACCGCCCCCGACAUCGACAUCUACCUCCCCGUCUGCAAGGAGCCCAUGGUCAUCCUCGAAAACACCUGGAACCACGUCAGCGCCCUGCAGUACCCCGAAGGCAAGAUCAAAGUCUGGGUCCUCGACGACGGCGCCGACGACAACGUCAAGGCCCUCGCCACAAAAUUCGGCUACAACUACAUCGUCCGCGACAACCGCCCGCACCUGAAGAAAGCAGGUAACCUCCGCUACGCCUUUGCCCGCACCGAAGCGCCCUUCUUCUCCAUCUUUGACGCCGAUUUCUGCCCUCGUCCGGACUUCCUGCUCGAGAUUAUGCCGGAGCAUCUCGCCAACCCGGAUACGUGUAUUGUGCAGACGCCGCAGUUUUUCCGCACCACGACGGAUCAGUCGUGGGUUGAGCAGGGUGCGGGUGCGAUUCAGGAGGUGUUCUACCGUGUUGUGCAGACGAAUCGGAAUAAAUGGGGUGCGUCGGUGUGUGUAGGCAGCAAUGCUAUCUAUCGCCGUGAGUCGCUUGUCGAGGUCGGUGGAACGGCUGAGAUUGGGUUCUCGGAGGAUGUGCACACGGGUUUCUAUGCGAUGUGUCGUGGGUGGAAGCUGCGCUAUCUGCCGCUUUGUCUGGCUUGUGGUGUCUGUCCUGAUACACCGCGCGCGUACUUCAGCCAGCAGAUGAGAUGGGCCAUGGGCUCAACCACCCUCGUAACCAACCCCGAAUUCUGGAAAUCGCCGCUCAACCGCAUGCAAAAGAUCUGCUUCCUCUGCGGUCUCCUCUACUACUCCGCCGUCGUCCUCUCCAUCUUCAUGGCGCCCCUCCCCGGUAUGCUCCUCAUCUGGAUCCGGCCCGAAUACGUGCGCUACUACAACUUGGCCUUUGCCGUGCCCUCGGUGCUCUACGGCCUGAUCAUCAUCCGCGCCUGGGCCAAGGCCGAGUACGGCUUCAACGUGCAGUUCAUCCAGCAGAUCCAGAUGUACGCGUACGCCGCCGCGAUCAAGAAGCGUAUCCUCGGCCGUGGCUUGACGUGGGUGGCGUCGGGCGACAGCAAGGUGCACAAGAGCAAUGAGUUCCGUGAGAUGCGGAUUGUGGCGUGGGUGUGGAACACGACGAUUGUGGGAUUGACGGUUGCUGGUAUCGUGUAUCAGACGCUGGGGCAUAGGCUGCACUGUGUGAAAAAUGGCGGAAAAGUCGGUCACUAUGGAUGCGUAUGCAAAGCUGACUUGUACAAGGUCCCCGAUUCCUCACCACCAGCCUUCUCCGCCAUCUGGCACUGGCUCUCCGCGCCUCCACGCGUCCACGCGUACCCACGCCUCCAAUACGAAUCCGACACCCUCCCCAUCCAGAUCUCCGAGCUACAAUCCCUCAGCGUCUCCCUCGCAUGGAGCAUGGCCCCGCGCAGCCUCGACAGCAGCGCCAGCAAAGACCCAAACACCCAACCCAACGCCGACGCCCUCGCCGGCAUCGGCACCCAGGCCAACGUCGUCAUGGACCUCUUCUGCGACGCCGACCGCGACCGCAGCGCCCAGCCCAGCCAGCAGAUGUACGAGAUCAUGAUCUGGUUUGCGCGUCUGGGCGAUGCCAGCCAGCCCAUCGGCUUCGCCGCCGACGCGAACGGCAUCCUCGAUAUGACCCUCGAAGGCGUCGAUUUCACGCUGUACAACGGCUCAAACUCGAACGGCCAGACCGUAUACUCCUGGGUCUCGCCCACAAUCGUCACGUCCUUCACCGGCGACGUUACGCCGCUCAUCCACGCCCUCCCCCGAUACGGCCUGAUUCCGUACGAAACCUACAUCGGCCUCGUGCAGUUCGGCACCGAGACCUACUUCGCCAGCGAGGAAAUUGUGUUCGAAGCCGAGCACUUCGAAGCGGAACUGACUGCGGUGCCGGGUGCGAGCGGGACAGGUGGCGGCGGCGGAAGUGGUGGGUUAGGCGUCGAGCCGUUGCCGGAGCAGACUGACAGUGCGGCAGUCAAAAUCGGCAUGGACGCAAAGAAUAGUCUCUGGACGUGGGCCACGCUAGGAAUCGGAAUUGCUAUAGCGAGUUUCGGCGGUGGUGGUAUGCUUGUAUUCUUAGGAUUGUGA
Messenger RNA from Pseudovirgaria hyperparasitica, 3405 nucleotides. RefSeq lists its product as uncharacterized. The coding region runs from base 97 to 3405 and encodes 1102 amino acids. The transcript is spliced from 5 exons. NCBI's taxonomy places the organism in Eukaryota, Fungi, Ascomycota, Dothideomycetes, Acrospermales, Acrospermaceae. The record is from RefSeq and is a predicted model, not a curated record. Gene Ontology annotation, molecular function: cellulase activity. Gene Ontology annotation, biological process: polysaccharide catabolic process.